Molecule: messenger RNA, 679 nt
Organism: Oxyura jamaicensis (ruddy duck)
Lineage: Eukaryota; Metazoa; Chordata; Aves; Anseriformes; Anatidae
Gene: TMIGD2
Product: transmembrane and immunoglobulin domain containing 2
Exons: 2
Coding region: 167-679 (170 amino acids)
Source: RefSeq, a predicted model, not a curated record
CCCCGUCCCCGUCCCCGUUGCGGUGACAGGAAGCCGUGGCGUCACGGCGGGGUGAUGGCAGGCCGGGACACCUCGGGGACAGCCGUGUGGCGGUGACAGGGACCCCGUGGGGACAGGGGCAGCCCCUCAGAGCCCCUCAGAGCCCCAGGGGCAGCCCAGCACCAGCAUGGGGAUGUGGGGGCUUGGGGUCCUCGUCCCCCUCCUCGGUGCGGGCGCCCUGUGGGUGAUCCAGGACCCGUCGGAGGUGCAGGUGACAGCGGGCGAAGGGGUGGCCCUGGGGUGCUGGGUGGUGGCGGCGGAGCCUCCUCAGAUGCUCCGCGUCGAGUGGCUGAAGGCCGCGGGGCACAGGGUCCUCUGCAGCGCCCGCAUGGGCCCCGCCGCCCCCCCGGCCCCCUGCAGCCCCCGCCUGCGCCUGGCCUGGCAGCCCCCCCACGCCACCCUCAGCAUCCUGCGGGCACGGCCGGGCGACGCGGGGUGCUACGUCUGCCGGGUCACCCUGGAGAUCCCCCGGCACGCCACCGCCACCGGCAACGGCACCGUGCUCACAGUCAGCGCAGGUACCCCCGGGGAUGGGGGGAGGAGGGGACACGUGGGGACAUGGGGGUGCUGCCACCCCGCUGUGCGGCACGGGGCGCCCCUCGAUCUGCGGCCCUUCCUGGGCAGCCCCAGUGGUUUUUAA